This is a messenger RNA of Dothidotthia symphoricarpi CBS 119687, 2730 nucleotides long. RefSeq lists its product as uncharacterized. Lineage: Eukaryota; Fungi; Ascomycota; Dothideomycetes; Pleosporales; Dothidotthiaceae. The transcript has 3 exons. Gene Ontology annotation, molecular function: DNA binding; zinc ion binding; DNA-binding transcription factor activity, RNA polymerase II-specific. The record is from RefSeq and is a predicted model, not a curated record. Bases 1 to 2730 code for a protein of 909 amino acids. Gene Ontology annotation, biological process: regulation of DNA-templated transcription; DNA-templated transcription.
AUGGCCAUGCCAUCGCAGGACCAGUUAGCGGCGCCCACUACUGAUCCAGACCAAGCAGCACGCCUCUUUCAGUGCAGCACGUGUAAGCGCUCUUUUACCAGAGCAGACCACCUCACACGGCAUGUGAGAGCGCACACUAAAGCGAAACCCUAUGUAUGCCCUGUUUGCUCAAAAGGCUUUGCUAGAAUCGACUUGCUCAAGAGACAUGUCAGUAAUCAUGAUUCAAGUUCUACCAACAAACGACAACGGCGAGAAAUUGCUCGCGACACUAGAGUAGUGCAAGCUUGCGAGGCUUGUUCUCAAAGUCAUCUGCGAUGCGAAGACGAUAAACCGUGUAGCCGAUGCAAGAAGAAGAACAUUCCUUGCCAGGUGCCUGAGGUUUCUACCAUGGAUGACAAUGAGAGCAAUGAACUCGAUGCUGUCCACGCCGCACAAGAUCUGCUUGGCCUUUCGACAGGCUUUGAAUAUCCAUCCACUAUGCCUAAUAUGGACGAGAACGUGACUCAGCCUUCGACACUGAGGCUGAGUACACAGAACACCCCUUUAACACUGGUGAUGGGCGUUCACCAUCCUCAAGACCAUAUCACUUUCCCAUCAACCACGUCCACGGUUCAUGGAAACCGGGAACCCUCCCGAACGCUGGAGCAAGGUGAUCGUGAGCGGUCAUCGAUCAUGUCUAACAACGCUGUACCUAGGGACAGCAUUGUAUUAAACCAACCGUAUACAGGUGAUGCAGCGGACCACCAAUCUUUCUUCGAUGGACCCGAUUCAAGCUUCGGUAAUACGCCGUCCAUUGAUCCGUUCCUACCCGAGCACUUUCGCAAUAUGCCUCCCUUUGAGGCCUACUUUUCUGGUCAGGCUACACCUCGUGGUAUCAUGGACCUCAGCUUUGACUUGGAUAUCGGUCUUACCGACAUUGACCUCGGCUUGUUAGACCAGUACAACUUUCAGAUACCAUUCACAGCGGGAACACCGUCAACCGAUGCACAAGGGCUCGAGCAACAGCUCUCCGAGAACGACAAUGCCCCAGUCAGGAGCGAGGCUUUCAAGCAAAGUAUUUGGCGCUAUCUACCACAGCGAAACCAAAACUAUGUAGCACAAGAACAGCACAAUUUGGCUUUUGCGGACGCGCAUAAAGACAACGGCCGCCGCGCGCAUAUCACUCAACGCCGAGUAGUUGCGGAAAAGCUGAAUCGUUCUAGCCGUGACAGAUUGCUGGCCCUUGUACUAGGAGCAUGUGGCCCGGCAAACGUCCAGCGCAUAGCCUCUGCCUUCCCGAGCGUUGAAUUGCUUGACAGCCUUAUCCAAUACUUCCUUACCUCGCCAUCUAUCGAUGCGCAAUCAUGGUUCCAUUUGCCAACGUUUUCUCCCUCCAAGCUGAGCCCACAUCUACUUGCGUGUACAAUAGCUACCGCUGCCGCUACAACCCCAGAUGUGCCUUUGCGGAAACUUGGUUUCGCGAUGCACGAAGCAGCUAGGAUCGCCCUUUCCUCCGCGUUUGAGUACGAUAAUACCGCAAUUAGGGAUUUUGACCAUGUGCGAAUUUUUCUUGUUGAGCUCGAACUCGGAAUGUGGAGCGGUAUCAGUCGCAAGAUGGAAAUCGCAGAGAGUUUCUUCCAGGCGUUGUUGACUAUGCUUCGACGUGGUGGUCGUUUUCGGCGAUCGACAUGGAAAGAACUGCUGCCUGUGGUGGAGGAUCAGGGAGCAGAACUUGAGACAAAGUGGCAAGAAUGGGUAGGCCAGGAAUGUUUCCUGCGCAUGGUCUACCGUACUUUUGAGCUUGACAGGCAGUCCUCGAUGGCUCUGCUGAAGCCGCCCCUGAUCUCUUACGCGGAAAUGCAGCUGCCCUUGCCUAGCUCAAACCUUCUUUGGCACGCCAAAUCGGCCGUCGCAUGGAAAUCUGUCCAUCUGGGUAUGGUACACAACAUAAUGAAACGACCGUCGGCAAUAGACUGCCUUUCGGACCUUGAUCACCUGGCUCGGCAUGAGAGUGCAAGUACAACAUACCUCUACAUGAUGUGGGGUAUGAUCUGGGAGUAUCGCCAAAUGAGUGCACUAUCGGCCAAAUCGUCUUCCCAGACAAACAACAACCUCAUUUUGUCGUCGCGCUAUCAAGAGCUGGUCAAGAAGCUCGAAGACUUUCGGGUCAGUAGCCUUCACUUGAGCAAAAGUGCGGAGAUGACGAUGGAGCUUAUGCUUGUGCAUUUGAAUGCACCUCUAGAUGACAUCCAGCUUUUCGCGGGUAUUGAGGGACAGGAGGAAGCUCGAUGCGCAUACCCAAUACUACGGGACUGGAUCAAAACUGAUUCGGCCCGUCAAGCAUUGUGGCAUGCUGGUCAGAUCCUCCGCGCUGCCGAGAGUCUGCCCAAGGCUUUGCUCUGCAACUUCAACGCCGUCGCUGUUUACCAUGCUGGACUCAUCCUAUGGGGCUACGGGUUUCUUAAACGACUGACCUCCAAUGAACUCACUCCAAACUCAACUCCACAAGCAGUCGUCAUCCUCAACGGGACCGAUUCCCUGAGUGCUCGACGAUUCAUUACCAUGGAUCGAGGGUUACCUUCAAUAAGAAGUCCGACUUCGCAGGCUACCACACAACUCAGUGAUGUGUGCGGAGUCAUGGAUGGGUUGGUUCGUUUACUUCGUGCGCCUCACGAUACCAUAGAAGAGUGCCCGCCGCUUGUGGGGAAUUUAGUGCAGCUGCUAGAGGGGUUGCGCAUCGCUACCAAAUGA